This is a messenger RNA of Grus americana (Whooping crane), 8143 nucleotides long. It is a transcript of the gene SHC3, whose product is annotated as SHC adaptor protein 3. Gene Ontology annotation, cellular component: plasma membrane. NCBI's taxonomy places the organism in Eukaryota, Metazoa, Chordata, Aves, Gruiformes, Gruidae. Gene Ontology annotation, molecular function: receptor tyrosine kinase binding. The coding region runs from base 282 to 2183 and encodes 633 amino acids. Gene Ontology annotation, biological process: intracellular signal transduction; cell surface receptor protein tyrosine kinase signaling pathway. The transcript is spliced from 12 exons. The record is from RefSeq and is a predicted model, not a curated record.
UUUGUGUGAGUCAUGCUUUUGCUGUGAGCGAGUUGGCAGCUCUAAGCAGGACUGGGAUCUCUGUCUUAGAAAACUGUUACUUCACCCAACCUUAACGGGGAACCAUAAGAAAUUUCUUAAAAAAAAAUUUUUUUUGGUUCUUCCUUAUACUGUUAUCUUUUUUACCCCAAAGUCUUGUUAUCUCUCUAUGUUGUUAUGAAUUGCUUGGUAUGUUAGCACAGGCAUCUCCUGUGUUGGCAUCAGAUUUGCCAGAACAUAUGCAGGAAACCAGAUAGGAGGGCAUGCUUCAACGUACCAAGUACAACCGCUUCAGGAAUGAUUCGGUGACAUCAGUUGAUGAUCUUAUUCACAAUUUGUCCAUGAACAGCAAGGUCUCAACAGUUGCUACGACUUCAACAACCUCUUCGUACCUUGUCUCGCCAGAAGUUCUCCGCAAAGACCAAGAAGAUGGACCCACCACUCUGUGCACCUUCAUCCAUAAAGUGUCCCACUUGAAACUCUCGCACACAGGCACCCUUCUGGGUAUCAAAAACCUCUCUUCUGCAGUAAAGGAGCUUGCUGUCUCCAAGUUGCAGGGAAGCUCGAGUGCUUGUAGCUCAGCAGCAGGGACUUCAGACAACACAUGUAACCUUGUCUCUGCCACUUCGUGUUCUCAGCAGGACAUGAGCAAGAUGAGUUUGGGGAAAAAGACACGGUCAGAGGAGUUGCACCCAGGAGGUGAAGACUGGAAUCAAAGUAGCAGCUUUCUCAAUAAACCCUUUCGAGGAUGGCUGCACCCGAGUGAGAAGAUCUUGGGACCUGGUGUGACGUACAUUGUGAAGUACUUGGGGUGUAUAGAAGUCUUACGCUCAAUGAAAUCUCUUGACUUCAAUACUAGAACACAGAUUGCAAGGGAAGCAAUCAUUCGUGUUUGUGAAGCCGUGCCUGGUGCCAAAGGAGCCUUCAAGAGACGAAAGCAACCAAGCAAAGUUCUUUCUAGCAUCUUGGGAAAGAGCAAUCUUCAAUUUGCAGGAAUGAGCAUAAUGCUGAAUAUCUCCACCACCAGCUUAAACCUAAUGACUCCGGAUACAAAACAGAUCAUAGCAAAUCACCAUAUGCAAUCUAUUUCCUUUGCGUCUGGAGGUGAUCUGGAUACAACUGACUAUGUUGCAUAUGUAGCUAAGGAUCCUGUUAAUCGGAGAGCUUGUCAUAUACUGGAAUGCUGUGAUGGCCUGGGCCAGGAUGUCAUCUGCACCAUAGGGCAAGCGUUUGAGCUUCGAUUUAAGCAAUACUUGCGAUGCCCAUCUAAGAUACCUGCUUUUCAUGAUAGGGUGCAGAGUUUUGAUGAGCCAUGGGUGGAGGAAGAUCACCAGACAACAGAACAUCCCUAUUACAACAACAUCCCAAAUAAAAUGCCCCCCCUUGGUGGCUUCGUUGAUGCCAGGCUCAAAGCAAGACUUCCCGCUGCUGCAGAUACAGCUCAGUCUGGAACAGGAGUGGGAGGAGAGCAAACCUAUUACCAGAGUCGUCACUUAGGAGAGAAAUUUGGUGAAGACUGGCAUCAGGGGCCUGUUAGGCAAGGAUCUCUGGAUAUUUGUAGUAUGCCGGAAGAGGAAUCACAAGUAACCCCAACAGCACAGAUGCCAACAUACGUAAACACCCAGAAUAUAAAUACAGAGGAUCUGUUGGCACUUCAGGCAGAUGCUGAAAAUAUCUUCAGUGGAACAGCAGAUGAUACCAAAGAGAGCAGCAGCCCAGGAAAAGAUCUGUUUGACAUGAAACCAUUUGAAGAUGCCCUCAAGAACCAAACGUCUGAGGCUACAUUGAGUAAAUCCACCUCCGCUGGAUGCACCAGUCCUCUUUUAUCCAGAGAAGCUGAAUGCACUGUAGCCAAAGACCUGAGUACAGAGCCGUGGUAUCAGGGAGAGAUGAGCAGGAAAGAAGCAGAACAGAUGUUAAAAAAAUGUGGAGACUUCCUCGUGAGGAAGAGUACCACGAAUCCCGGCACCUAUGUGCUGACAGGCAUGCAGAAUGGACAAAUCAAGCAUCUUCUUUUGGUGGACCCAGAAGGAACUGUUCGUACAAAAGAUCUUGUCUUUGACAGCAUAAGCCAUCUCAUCAAUCAUCAUCUCGAGAAUAAGUUGCCAAUAGUUUCUUCUGGGAGUGAACUCUGCCUGCAGCAGCCUGCUGAGAGGAAACACUGACUCCAGAUAACUAUUUUAGUUAUUGUAAUUUGAAAGCUAUAACUGGUGGAAAUUGCAGAUCUGAAAAAUACAUGUGCAUUAAAAAACCCCCAACGUAUUCACAUGUAUUUUACCAGUAUGUUUUUCUUUAGGUUUAAGAAGCCCCAUUUCACACAGUACACUUGAAAAUUCUCAAUGCUUUAUGUAGACAUGAAGUCACAGCAGAAGGCUUUCUUAAAAAGUAAUUUCGAUAAAAUUGUUCAGAUUCUCUAAUGUGAAUAUUGAUAGUGUAUAUAUACACAUUAUAUACAUAAAUACAGUAUAUAUUUAUAUUUUUCAAGUGAGUCUGUUGAUGGUAUAGAACUAUCUUCUGUGCCAUGUGUUUUUACUAGAAGAAAAAUGCCAAUUGUGAUUGUUCAGAUAAAAAUAGAAUUCUGCAGUCUUAAUUUCUUGAGAAAAUGAAUAUUAGGAAUCUUAUUUCUGAUUUUACCUAAGAAGCACAACUAUGAGGAUUACAGAUGGAUUAUGUUGGUUAACCAUGGAAGGAGUCUGAAUUCAGCAACUAGUAUUCCAACUCGGAAAUACAGCAUAAAAUGAUUUUGAAAAGCAUUAUUCAGUGUCACUGAUAUCAAAAGCAUUUCAUCUUUCUGAUGUCAACUUUGAAUUCUUAUACAAUGCUACUCAAAACAUUUGUAUCUUGCUUUAACAACGAUUUGCUGUGAUCUCUCUGUGUAUGAGGUUUGUGCAUUUGAUUUUUCUAAUGAUGAUAUAAUAAUAUUCUGUAACUUUAAUUUAUUAAUUUGAGUGCUAAGGUUAUUUAUAAGUAGUUCUCUGCUUAUGGUGAAGAUCUAGGUGUCCUUGACUACCAGUCUCCAAUGAGAUGUUACGUACCAGUUAGGCAAGUUCAAAUAACUUGUGUUUAAUACGUUUAAUGCAAGAUGUACAUGGUUGGUCAAAGACAUAUCUGACAAAUCUCUUCUUCUUAUAAACAGUGAAAACUAUCACGACUCAGUGGUCAGUUUUGCAAAUGAUGUCACUUGCAUUUACCUACCAAAGCAUAACUUGACUUUGGCAUUCAGCAAGUGACAGGUAUUGCAAAUACACUGCUUUUCUCUAAAUAUCAACUUGAAAAAUACACAUACAUUAACGAUGCAUUUCUGGCAGAAAUGUCCUUGGCUUUUGGUACUGGGAAAUGUUUUAAGGAAGAUUUGUACUAUACAAAUGCAAGCACUAUAUGAGGUUAUUUUUCUGUUUUAUAAAGGUUAUAAAGAGCCAAAUUCAAUAGACACAGUUCCUGUAAAGACAAAGUUUGUCCCGGAGUCAGGAUUUAGCUUUCAGCGUUCCAAGGUCUUCUCUAGCACCAGUUUCUCAAAUGAAAUCUUCAAACUUGACUCAUAACGGCCAAGACUCAGCAGGAUAAGUCUAGGUUAAGCACCUGCCUACCCCGAGGUAGACAAUAUUUAAAUCUACUUAAAAUUAGAUUUAGUUUUAAGAAUUUGUGAAGUUUAAAAAAUUGUCAAGUAACAACCAAACGUCCUGAAGGAUUCACUUAGAAUCCUUUCAGGUAGGAUCAUUAUAUUAAAAUUCUGAAGUAAUUUUCUUGUACCUUCUGCUUUGAAAUAUGGAGAAGUUGCAACUUGGGAAGUUUGGUUUUGAUUGGUCUCAAGUAUGAAAAUGAUUGAGAUACCUAAGACUAAUCAUGUGAUCUGUGCAAUAAAAAUACACUUGAUUCUGUAAUCAAGACAUUCAGAAGCCAAACUAAGACAUUAGUGAACCAAAUGCUUCUGAAUAAUUUUAUUGCAUGUAGUUAUUAGUUGAUAUUUCUAGGUCUGGGUGGGAGCUGAGAGCAAAGGAAAGAAAUUAAACGCUGCAUUGCAACCCAAAUUAGUAUGGCCUUGAGGUUAGCGGAAUUCUUAAAAUUUGGGUUGUCCUUUUACCAGGUUGGCAGUUGCAAGGGAAGGUGAGGAGAUACCAUACUGCAAAGCAGUAUCCACCAAAAUUACUUUAUUUAAGAGCAACCAUGUUUCACCAUAUUCCAAUUUGAAUUAUCUCAGUUGGCACCUUUUUUGUCAUAUAUAACACUUGUCAUUCCAUGCACCCACCUCCCUACACCCAUGUCCUUGAAAGUUUUUAGUGUGAUAUCGCUAACUAUAAGAGAAGGCCUCUUUUGUGCUUCGAAUGUUGUAUAUCACUUCAGUAAGACCUAGGUGCCUAACUCCCUUAGGUGCCUUCAAAAAUCCCACCUGCUGCCUAUGUGUGUUUUAGAUUCCUAAAUAUCCUGUCAGUGUAUGCCUGGAAAACUGUGACAAGAUACAGGUGUAUGAAUGAAGGCACUAAACAUACACUGAGAUAAGCAUCUAAUUUUUUUACCAUUGUCCUAGCUGUAGCUUUAACUUAGCAGCCACCUAGUUGCAUGGUUUGGAAAUUAAAGCAGGUGGCAAGGAGUCACAAAAUGAAACAGCUUUACAGAAAUACUGAAUUCCUCAGACUACAUUUCACAAACUCUGCCUCCAGCAAAAUGUGGCUAUUUUAAGCUGCUCUCUCAGUGCAGCCAAUUUGCCCAUUGAUGAUGCAAAGGUUGCACGUAGCUUGAUCUGAUGCAGUUUGGUCCUAGGUAGUGGUAGCGCCUUUGGGCUGUGACAGUGCCCUGCUGCUGCAAUGGGCCAGGAGAUCCUGUCUGGCCAGGUGUGAUGAUCCAGAGGCUUUUCUGAGUGACUGAGAACCAAAUGAUCUCAAAGUUGUCCAGAAGGAAGGGCACGUGGGCCAACCAAUGCUCCUUUUGUGGAUCCUGCCAUUGCUUUUUGUCACUGUCACUCUGGUAGAUUUAGCCAUUUGGGUGGCAGUUCCAAACCUGUUGUCGUUAGAGUCAAAGACCAUUUUACAGUGAGCUCAACAAGAGCGAAUUGAAUCUGCUGGAGAGGCGGGGCUUAUUUCUGUGAGGAGCCAACACUGCUAGCAAUUUAAGAGAUGCAGAAGUUAUGAGAUGGGCUCAAAUGCUGUGCGAUUGUCUGAAAACCAGACAGCUGACAGCAUAAUUUGAGCCUUUUAAUGUUUGCCUUUGGUUUUGAGUCUCUUCACCUUUUGUUUUUACUCUCUUUUGUACAAUCCCAAGGGCUAGACACUUGCUGGUGAUAAUUCAGUACCAUGACUUCAAGGACUGGGAUUUUACUGAAAGAACAUAUUUACUAGACUCAAUAGAAAUCACUGAGAUUAGACAAUAUUAUGGUAUCCUUUGAUAUUUUCCCAGGGGAUAGCUGAGAAGUCAGAACUGAAACCAAAUAUCCUGCAACAUUGUCUACAUUGAUUUUGAGUCCUAUCUGAUUAUCAGUUUUGAUUCCAGUUGUGUUGCAACUAUGUGAACUAUGAGAAAUGAAAACACUUUCAAUUCCUUUAAACAAAGUUCCUUGAACUUUCAAAAGUGAACCACAUGCUUCUGAUUCAUUUUAUUGCAGAUCUAGAGGAAUUAUUAGGAUAAGAAAAUUUUCCAGUGAGGCUAGCAAUGAUAGACCGGACAUUGAGGUACAGUCAUGUUCCCAUACUUCCAGUUAUUUCAGAUGCUGCAGAGGCAAUGAAACCUCAAAGGCAGAAAAUGUGAUUCGAAAACUGAAUUACCUUCUGACUUCAAUGGGAGUUUGCUCAGUGUGAGGACUCUCAGGUUCUCUUCUCUAUUGCAAGAAGAGGACAUUCAAAUUGACCAUGCCUGGGUGGAGACCGUAGGAGGAGAUGCAAUUUCCAUGGCUUACUGCCUGCCGCCCUGCCCGGGGCUUUGCACGCACGGUGAGGAUAGGUUAUAUACAAUAGCUUUCCUCCACUUCACAUCCUACAGCAUUCACAACGGGAGAUAACACCGAUUCUGCCAGAAUCCUCUCUGCUACACAUGUUCAAUACAAGCUUGAACAAAGGACAGGGUCCCGGGACCAGGAUUUGAAUGCAAAAUGUGCACUAUCACCGGAAGAAAACGUUUACUAAUAGUCUGGUAAAUGUCACCUGCCAGCACUGAUUUUUCUGUAUCCUGGGUUCAUUCUUUUUCUCCUCUGCAGAAUAAUAUGCUCACAUUUCUUAUCAUCAUGGCCCCCAGGCAUCAUGCUGUGCAGUAAGAUGAGGAGAAUUUAUAAAAUUUAUACCAUAGUGCAAUUGCUGCUGGCACAUCAAGUGUUAGAUGCCAGCUACAAUGUAUUCAUAAUAGAAUUGAUGCAUAUUUAGAUAUUUUUAAGUAGGAAAUGCUCCAUUUGAAAACUAGCAGAGUUUUGCAGCCUCCAAAAAAUUUACAGCUCUAAAGGGGAAAUUUGGAGCUUGUGAACGUUCUGACAACAGAUUACAAAUCCUGCUUUCAAGCCUUUGUUCUUAGCAUCCAAAGUCUAUCUGAAGUAAGUGGUAGAAGCAAGAAUUUAUAUUAAGUAAACCAUAUUUGCGUAAACAAAGUCUAAGCUGAAGUAACAGACACACUUCCCUUUUUAUCUUCCAGACAUUUUCAAAAUAUGUCUGCAUAAAAUCCAAAUUCAGAUUCACCUUAGCAUACUGUCAAAAAUAUGUUGAUGUGCAUGGUCUUUUUGCCCAAGCCGAGGGUUGCGCUCUCCACAAACCUAUGCUCGCUCAAAGCUGUCAGGAUAUGGGCAAAUUCCCACUGAAAAGUUCUGUGCUCGGCUGUACUUAACUCUGCUCACUCGCACGCAGUGUCAGGACCUUGCUCACAUCUGCGUUAGAUGCAGCUGGAACGAGGGCAGGCCCUGUGGAAAAGAUAACACGGACACACAACUUGCCUGCAGUUAACCAGAGGCUUGGAUAGGGAAUGAAGAGCUGUCUUGGGAGAGAAAACCCCAGGGAUAAGAAGUGUGAAAGACGCACCAACAGGCAUGUAAGCCACUAAUGAGAACAGAGAGCUGUUGCCAAGUUAUAAACACGCUAAUUGGUUGGUACGGUUAAAACAGAAUCUCUCGGGAGGGGAACGGCAAAAUGCUUCGGCAAUGCCUACGGCUCAUCUCCUUUUGAGACAGUUAUGUUCAUAAGCCCUGAUCUGUUCCUCUGCAUCCUCCAACAUAAGCAUCUUGUAUGGCUUCUGCUGAGAGAAAGCAGGACUUUUUUUUUCUUUGUCUCAGUAAGGGGGAUAAGAUUUCAGAGCUACACAUAUCUAGCAAAAGCACCAUGUAGGGGAAAAGCUAAAUAAAGAGUGUUUAAACCUUGUUUGACAACAGAACAGGCCGUGGAAACCAAAGGAAGAAAGAAGCUAAAGCUGGAUGACUCAUUCUACUACCCCACUUUGUGGGAGACAGCACGGAUGACUCAGAAAAGGAUGGUAGCUUCAGAUUUUGAGAUUAAGAUGCAGAUUUACAUUUUAUGUAGCUAUCAUGAAGGUCAAAUCACAUACAGGUCAAAUGACAGCUUUUUCCAGCAGUCCUCCUUUUUAUUCUGUGAGGCAAAACCCACCAAACACACCCAGGCAAAUAUUAAUUCAAAAUAAGGGAAACUUUUCAUUAAGUGAAGAAUGUAAAGUUUAUAAUUGGUAUAUAUUUGUGUCCUUUGUGGAUAGAAUGGUGUGAUAACUGCUUCUCAGUAAAGUCCUGCAGAGUUAAACCUUGAAAUAAGCCAGGCUUCUUCUUUUGAGGUAAAUGUUUUUCUUUGCGUUGUGUGGGCAGCAACAACAAAACAAAAAAGUGACUUUUUUGCUGUAAAAGGGAGUUUGACUGUAAAUUUGUUAUUUGUUAAUAUUUAUUACUUUUAGAAACAUUUUUACUGAGAAUUGCAGGAAAAAUAAUGUAUGUGGAAAUAUUGUGAUCAUUUAUAUUUCCAACGACUUUUGUGAAUCUCCAGUUUUUGCCUGUCCACUGAUUGUGGUAUUCUGGUUAUAAAGGCAAAUUUUGUCUCUGAGGAAGUCUUUGAGCAACAGAAUUUGGAAUAUAAGUGUCAUGCAACUGUUUUCUGAUUAUUCAGUUUGUAUAUGGUUAACCAAAGUAAUAAAAUAAUGAGCAUUACUAUCAAACCGA